AAUCGGCGAGAUAACAUGUCCGCCAUCGGCCAUGUCCGCCAAUUGUCCGUUUCGCGGAUACUCGCGGGAGAGAUUGGGCUUGUCAAUUACCAGCGCUUCAAUUUUUUAACAAUUACAGCCGGUCGGAUGGCACUCGCGUCAAAUUAAUUGCGUGUAAUUAAUCCCCGAUGGAAAAUGAGUUUCUCCGUGAAGAAAACGGGCGGCAGAAUGUGGCACGAAGCGCGCAAGCAGGAAAAGAAGAUCCGCGGGAUGUUAGUCGAUUAUCGGCGCCGAGCGGAACGUCGACGGGAUUAUUACGAGAAAAUCAAAUCAGAUCCUACACAAUUUCUCCAAUUACAUGGUAGACCCUGUAAAAUACAUUUAGAUCCAGCAAUAGCAGCAGCAGGUGACAGUCCUGCAAACAUGAUGCCCUGGCAAGGCAAUGAAGAUAAUCUUAUAGAUCGUUUUGAUGUGAGAGCACAUCUGGAUUGGAUACCUGAAGCACCUGAUACAAUUGAUGUUGAUAUUGCUCUGACAAGUGAAGACAGACAUAUCAAUUACGAACGCUAUCGUAUAAUUGUACAAAAUGAGUUUCUAGGCGUGACUGAAGAAAAGUUCCUUCAUCAAAUAUAUCUAGAGGAACAAUUCGGUUCGUCCACAAAAUUAGAUUCUGCAAAAGAUAAGAAAAAAUCUGCAAACACCGCAGCUAUUGGAUAUAAUUAUGAAACGGAAGAGCCAAUACCUGAGACAGUAAAACCAGUCGAUUCAACUGCCUCGGAAGACAAAGGAGAUGACGAGGAUAGUGAUAUAGAUUUAGACAUAUGUGUAGAUGUCUCACAAAUAGAAGCAUCUCAGGCGCACGAAAUGAAUUUAGUAGCUCAAAAGUAUGGACUUUUAGGUCAAGAUUACUUUAGCUUUUUAACCCAAGAUUUUGAAGAAGCCGAAACUUUGCGACAAGCUCGUAAACAAGAAGAAGAAAAAGCUAUGUAUUCGGGUCGGCGAUCGCGUAGGGAACGACGUGCGUUUAGAGAAAAAAAAAUGAUAGGUCGUGUUAUGAGCCCGCCGAGUUAUGCAGCCAGAGAGAGUCCCGAAUAUAAUCCUUAUAGAAAAUCGUCUUCUAAAUCGCGAUCGCGAUCUGCAUCGCCCGUGAAUACGGGUCAGAUUACUUACAUUACGAGCUUCGGCGGGGAAGAAGAAACUCACGGCAGCACAUCGCAUGUAUCUUCGUCGAGCUCGAGAAAAGUCAAUUAUUCUCAUCUUAGACGACGAAGGUCGGACAGUCCUGCUUUCAAUGAUAGAACUAUCAGUAGAAAGUUAUCCAAGUCUAGAUCAAGAAGUUGUUCGCGCUCUGUUAGUAGAACAAAGUCAUACAGAUCACGAGAUAGCAAACGGAGUAGCUCGAGAGUAAGAUCUAGAAGAGCGCGUUCGAGACCGCGAAAGUACAUAAGAUCCCGAACAAGAAGCAGGUCUAGACGAUCGCGAACGCGUAGUAAAUCACGCUGUAGAAGUAUCGGUCGAUCUAGAACUCGUUCAACCACUCGAUCCAGAACGCGAUCUCGUUCACGUUUGAAGAAAUCAAGAACUUCAUCAUCAAGCAGUGAGUCGAAAUCGAGAUCGAGAUCUAAAUCGCGUAACAGAAGUCGCUCUAAAGACAGCUAUCGAAAGAGACGUUACUCGCCGUCGAAGUCAAAGUCGAAAUCGCGCUCGAGAUCAAAAUCUCCGACAAGAUCCAGGUCAAGAUCGAGAAGUGAGUCUAGUUUGAAACGAUCACGCAGUGAGGACAAUAAGACGCCAGCACUUCCGAGGUAUUAUGGCCGACGUGGAAAGUCAUCAAGUCUUGAACUAGAGUUAUCUGAUAACGAAGUAAAAUCCAGUCCAACAGUACCAAAAACACCAAUGACUAACGCAAGCACGAACAAGCCAAAAGCAGGGUUAAGUACAAAUUCUGGUGGCGGGCACAAAUCAUUGAAAAUAACACCUCAGGAGCGGCUUAAGAGGAAAAUGCAGGCUCUGCUAAACAGACAGUAUAAAGCUGAUAAAAAGGCUGAACAGUUAAGAAUUGAGAAAAUGGAACAACAGAGACAAGAUCGGGAAGACGAAAUUCGAGAAAUGUCUCUGAAGCUUCGUAGAAAACAAAGAGAGCGAAGACAUCGAUAUGAGGGUCACAGUUCUGACACUCGUUCUUCUGUAUCUCGUUCGCCAACCCCCAAUCGUAGUCCAAGGCACUUCGCUGUGCGUCGCGAGAGACGGGAUUUGGAUGGUGAUCGUGAACGGGAUAGAGACAGAGAAAGAGAUCGACGCAGUGAUCGCGACCGAAGUAGAACUGAAUCAUCACGCAGACGAUACAGAGACUCGCCGCACCGUUCGUUGAGUCCAAAGAGCAGUCGAGGCCUAGUCGACUAUUGACUUCGGGACACACUUUAUCUUCCAUCCAAAUGAUCUAAAAAGGACGGACGUUUUAAAUACUUCCUGUUUAACUUCAUCCCUUCCUUGAAAAGCUGUUAAACUUUCUAACAAUGUAUACUGUUAUACACUUAUAUCAAUGAUAUGUGAGAGAUACGAGAGUUAAAAAAAAAAGAAAGAAGCGCGAUCACUUGUUCUAAAAUAUGUUAUGAAUUAGUGCACGUAAACAACUUGCUUGAAUCUAUAAAAAUAAAUAAAAACUAUUUAUAUAUAUAUACAUGAAUACAUAUAUAUAAAAUUGUUUCUGCGCACGACUGACUUGCGAUGAUAUGUAAACAUAGCAUAAUGGCAUUUUUGCAAAGAUUGUAGUUUAUAACUUUUAUUUCACGCAAAGUACACUAUCUCUCUCUUGUGUACCGAAAAAAUAAUAUACUUUAUAAUUAUAGGCACUUUAGUUACAUUAUUGUUAAACAUGUCAUUGAUAAUAAUAAAAACGCUCCAUUGUGGAGUAAGACUAGCUUUUAUCUUAA
Pseudomyrmex gracilis is the source of this 2912-nucleotide messenger RNA. RefSeq names its product CLK4-associating serine/arginine rich protein-like. The transcript has 14 exons. The record is from RefSeq and is a predicted model, not a curated record. Bases 175 to 2385 code for a protein of 736 amino acids. NCBI's taxonomy places the organism in Eukaryota, Metazoa, Arthropoda, Insecta, Hymenoptera, Formicidae.